Cynoglossus semilaevis (tongue sole) is the source of this 6998-nucleotide messenger RNA. RefSeq names its product melanocyte inducing transcription factor. The transcript is spliced from 11 exons. Gene Ontology annotation, cellular component: nucleus. The coding region runs from base 536 to 2359 and encodes 607 amino acids. The record is from RefSeq and is a predicted model, not a curated record. Gene Ontology annotation, biological process: regulation of transcription by RNA polymerase II; melanocyte differentiation. Gene Ontology annotation, molecular function: protein dimerization activity; RNA polymerase II cis-regulatory region sequence-specific DNA binding; DNA-binding transcription factor activity, RNA polymerase II-specific. Lineage: Eukaryota; Metazoa; Chordata; Actinopteri; Pleuronectiformes; Cynoglossidae.
AAAAGAAUGUGUUUUAAUUAAAAUUUUAACAAGAAUAAUAAUAAUUAGUUGAAAAAAUAUUUUUACAACACAGUUCCAGGCAACCUGACAUGGGGUCACGACCCCAGCGUUGAAAAACACUGUCCUAAAGUGUCUCAGUCUGCUGGGCUGAGAUCUUGGAUUAUCAAUAGACUCAAAACACCCCAGAAGGAUUCGGUUCUAAACCACUGAAUAUGACGAUGAGCUGCAGCCUAACUUUUUUUUAAUAUAAAAAACACUUUUUUUUCCUCCAGAGGAGAAAUGUGAAGUCUUUAUGUGCACCCAUCCCCCACAUAUCGUGCGUCAUUCUACCCUCUGAAGGUCAAACACACAGAUUAAUCCUUCAAAUGUUUGUUGAAUUUACUGAGAUAGUUUGACAUCGAACUAAAUAUAUAUAGUUACCCUGAAAGAAGGGCUACUUUACCCGUUAGAUUUUUUUUUUGUCACAGGACUGACACCUAGUGGUGGCUACAAGUGCCUCAAAGUGAAACAGUAUCUGUGAGGUUUUAGUGUGUUGAUGAAGAAGCGUGUCUCCUCUUGGCCACUGGCCCCCUCUGCCCUGCUCUGCUGUCGCCGGACGGGGCCGGUCCUCUGUCUGGGACUGUGGCGAUUGGAGAUUGGAGGCCGAGCCCCGGUGCCUCCCCCUCUCACACACUCUGAACGCAGCAUGACUUUCAGUGCUCUCCAAGGGCGGGUGGUACACUUUCAUGAAAAACAAACAAAUAUGGAGGCAGUAGGAGUGCGCGUUCACAGACCCUGUUCAUUUGACUGUCUCAGCCCGUCGGACCAGCAUGGCUCUUCCAAGCCCCCGCUGAGCUCCUCAGCCAUGACAUCACGCAUCCUGCUGCGGCAGCAGCUGAUGCGGGAGCAACUCCAGGAGCAGGAGCGGCGGGAGCAGCAGAGACAGCAGGCCACUCAGUACCCACAAACCCCAGUGACCCAGACCCCCGCCAUCAACGUCAGCGUUCCUGUCAGUUUGCCGCCAGCUGCACAGGUGCCAAUGGAAGUGCUGAAGGUCCAGACCCACCUGGAGAACCCCACCAAGUAUCACAUACAGCGCUCGCAGCAGCAGCAGGUGAAGCAGUAUCUGGGGAAGCUUGGCUCUCAGGCGUUGAGCUUGCCCUGCCCCAACCAGUCCUCAGAGCACGGGGGCAUGCUGCCAGGGCCGGGCAACAGUGCCCCCAACAGCCCUAUGGCCCUACUGACCCUGAACUCUAACUGCGAGAAAGAGGUGAGGGAUUUAACCUGGACCAGUGAGGUUGAUCAUGUGUUGGUGUUUAAGGUGGACUCAUCUGGUUUAUAUGUCUGUGUGUUUCAGAUGGAUGAUGUCAUUGAUGACAUUAUUAGUCUGGAGUCUAGUUACAGCGACGACAUGCUGGGUCUCAUGGACCCCGGACUUCAGAUCGCUAACACGAUCCCAGUGCCUGCUAACCUCAUGGACAUGUAUGCUAAUCAGGGAAUGACCCAGCAAGGUCUCCCCGUCAGCAACUCCUGCCCUGCCAACCUGCCAAACAUCAAAAGGGAAUACUCCGUUUCACAAUCGCCGGCCGUCAUGCAUAUGCUGGAUAAGUCUGGAUCCUGUGGCAAAUAUGACAACUAUCAAAGGCCUGAAGGGUUUCCUGUGGAAGCUGAGGUAAGAGCGCUGGCCAAGGAGAGGCAGAAAAAAGACAACCACAAUCUGAUUGAGAGAAGAAGACGGUUCAACAUCAACGAUAGAAUAAAGGAAUUGGGGACUUUAAUUCCAAAAUCGAAUGACCCGUAUGCACAGGCAGGGGGCACUGGAAAUAACCCACAGGGAGGAGAUAAAGAUGAAAAGGACAUGCGCUGGAAUAAAGGCACCAUCCUGAAGGCCUCGGUGGACUACAUCAGGAAGCUGCAGCGGGAGCAGCAACGGGCAAAAGAGCUGGAGCACGCCAACCGACACCUGAUGUUGAGGAUACAGGAGUUGGAGAUGCAGGCCCGUGCUCAUGGGCUGGCCAUCUCGUCUUCCGCGCUCUGCUCCUCUGAUCUGGGGCCCCGGUCCAUCAAACAGGAGCCCACGCUGGACGACUGUCACCAAGACCUGUACUCCUACCACCUGCAUCACCAACACCACCCAGACUGCACUCCGGAGCCGCCCGGCGCCUUGGAGCCAAACGAGGGCCACUCCAACUACCCAGAGAGCCACUACAGCAGCGCGCACAACAAAGCCGGCUCCAAACUCAACGACAUCCUCAUGGAGGACACUAUAUCACCGGUGAGGGGCGGGGAUCCUCUGCUGUCGUCCGUCUCCCCAGACACGUCUAAGGGCAGCAGCCGUAAGAGCAGCGUAAGCAUGGAUGAAAAUGAGCAGGGUUGUUAGCACCCCCUUGCUGACAGACAGCUCAUCUGCACCUCCGACCCUCCUUCCUGCUGCACUCAGUCCCGUCAGCAGCUCAGUCACUCAGCUGCUGGAGAAAACGUCUUUUAUUAGUGUCAACUCUUGGAUGUGUUUUUAAUUUUUUUAUUUUUUUAAUCCCCCGCCGAGUUUACAUGACGUGAGUCUUCUCGUGGCUAUUUUUUUUUUAAUGAGAUUUGUGCCAUUUCAUUUCCUCAAUGUUGAUUUAGAACGUUAAUUUAAAAGAAAAAAAAAAGAAAAAGUCUUGCUUUAAUCAAUACUUGAUGACAAUGAAGUUUUUAUAUUUAAAAUAUAUGCAUUUAUCUUUGGAAAGAGGAGAGUUGUGGGUAAAUAUCUCAGCUACCAAUCACGCUCAUGGACGUUUAGAAGUGGUGAGACGGACACUGCUUUUUAAAUCACUGGAUAGAAGAAAAUACACUUAUUUAUUACUCUAGCGCUAUACACUCCUAGUGUCUUAGAUCGCACCUGAAUGUGCCAAUGCCUUAUUAAGAUGUUGUAUUGCUAUGCACGUUAUGGACGUUAGCUGAGUCUCUGUCACUCUUCCAGUUGAAGUUUCUUUCUCGAUAGAUAGAAAUGAUUUGUCUUUUUUUUUGUCUUAUUUAUGUACUGCUGUAAAACUAAGGUCAUCUCUCUGUACACAUUCCCCCCAGUGAAAAUAUACAAUUAUAUGAACAAUCUAAUCAACGACAAGGCUUUAAAAAGAGCAGCAGAUUCUAAAGAAAAGCACAAACAUGUGAAUCACUCUUAAACCAAAAAAAAAAAAAAAAAUCUCCAUCCUGUAAAUGUAAAUAAACAACUGCCAAUUUUAGACUUUUAUACGACGUUCUAAUGUCGAAAUGAUGCACAACUCUUCAGACGAAAGGAUCGGGUUUCAUCUUUUUCAUACCCAGUGCUGAUUGACCUUUAAGUCUGUGCACAGCAGAAUCAACUCUGUCAUUUCGACUGUCAUCCAGUUAAAUUUAGCACUUGGAAAGAGUCUAUUUUGGUCCGUGUUACGUUGAGUAAAAGUACUCUUCUGGAAUUGUUAAGCACCGUGACAGACAGACAGAGCUGCAGCCACAGUAGUCAUGUUGAAACACAGAGCUGAGGUCUGAUGGAAUUACCUGACAGUAAACCAUAGAUAAUAUAUUUUCCUCUAAACAUUUUCAUGUGUAGCAGUAAGUAUAUGGAGCUUUCGUCAGUGAUUCUGCCCUCUGUCUGUAUUUUCAUGAUUUGUUUCUCUAUCUUAACGGACAGGAAGGCUUCUGGAUGAAAUAUUUAGUGUAAUAUUUACCAGUGGAUGGGUGAAGCAAGACAUUUAGUGGGAGAAUUAGCUCGUCGUGGUUUGGGCAACUUGAACAUUAUACACUAUCUGUGUACAUUAUACACAGAAGCAGUGGGCUUUACUUUUUACUGCGUCCAAAGAGUGGUCCUGCCAUGGCUAGGAUUCAAACCGGCAAUCCUCAGAUUAUAAGCCCAACCCAUAACCACUAGGCCAAGGGUCUGUAACUGUCAACGUCAAAAUAUAUAUAUAUAUUUUUUUCAUUUUUAUUGUUUUAUAACCUCAUAAAAUUCACCAAGAACCAAAAAAUAGUUUUAUAAAAGUACAGAUCUCCACUUGAGGAGGACAGUGACACUAUGUUGUUUUGCUUUUAAUUGACAGCCUUAAGUUCCACAGCAUCAAACAGCAGAAAGCACCGCUGUCUACUGACAACCCCGGCUGAUUGGCUGUACGAGCCCUGAAUGUUUUUGGUUGGGGGGAAAAGAGCCACAGGUUCCAGACCCUUAAUGCCUAAACUGGCAUCAAAAUAUCAAAACAUGUUUGUUUGGUUUUUUUUUUUUGUGCUCCUUAAUUUUCACCUGUCAGCAGGCAGCCACUGCUUACUGUCCACAGCCAGUAUACCACUUCAGUGGUUUGUCUGCAGUGAUGACACCAUAGCGCACUAUGUGCUGUUAUGAAUGAGAAGUCCGGGUUCAAAUCUGUGAACAAUCACUAAUCUAAAGUUAAUAUACAAACAGUAAUGUUUUACCAGCGCACUUCACUCAUCAGACAGUGCUUACUAAACAAAGGUUUAUAGCACCCCCUACAGGGGAAGGCGGGAGGGAGCUACUUGCGCUCUGCAAAAUACCAACAUUUGGCAGUGUGCAAUACAAUCUAAAACAUUACUAUGAUUUUAUUUCUCAAAACAAAAAUUCACUUUAGUGACAAAGUAUCAGAAAGACACGACAAAGGUACAAGACAAAAUCAUGGCGUUUGCUCUCGCCAUUUGUGAAACGGGCCUCACAAUACUACCCUGGCACAUACUCUUUGACAAACUACCUUCAAGGUCCUGACUGAGCCAGUGUGGAACUGCUUUUGUUAUUUUUAACUCUGAGAAGUGAACAGUCAUAAGUACAUUCCCUGCCGCCAGAAUCGACUGAUACUAGAGCUACAACACUAACAAAGACAACAAAAGUACUCAAACCCAGUACAGUCUUAGGUCAAAUCACAAAUGAGAAACAAUGAGAACAAAGUUUAGCCUCAGAUUUCUCAACGCACCACAGCCCUGCCUAGGCAAGGAUUCAAACCAGCAACCCUCGGAUCCUUUAACAGCCAGGCCACGGCCUGUCUGUUUUGAUUGGCACCUGCAGUUUAUAGACGUGUGAAGGAUUUCGGGGCGGGUGACUGAUCAGUCUCUCUUGUACAUUUGUCUAUAAUUAGACUAAUUAGUAGAGCUGCUACUAUAUCUGCACACAGUGAAUGGUCAACCUGUCAAUUUCAAUAAAUGUUCAAGUAUUUCCUAUAUAUUUUACAUGACUACAUUUCAUUAUGUAACUCUUUUGUUAUUGUCGGAGGUGGAGAAUAAGGACACUGCUUUGGGAUUUAGCGUGGUAUUGUCAAAAACACUGGACUGACCUCGUUUUGUUUUUAUUUUAUUAGGCAAACAUACAUUUACUGUUGUAUUUGGCUGUUUAAACUCACUGGAUAUUGUUAUUGAGACUGUGGAUUCUUCGUGGCCCUUGUGUAUAAUAAAUAUAUAGACGGUCGUAGCAUAUUAGCAGCAUUAGCAUCGUUAGCCCACGUGAACGUGCCUGCUGCGAUGUCACAGCACAGCCUCCAUGUUGUUAAACUAUGCAAUUGUUGAAGCCGUGUCCGUAGAGCAGCAGCAUGUCAUGACAAUGUGAUCUCUUGAGAAAAAAGUGUAAAAUUAAAGUGAAUAGUUAAUUUUUUUUAUUGUGAUUUAAGUGCCUUACAGUCAUUUCUGUAACCCUAAAUAUGAAGAUGUGAUGCAAUAUUUGGUUUGAAGUAGUUCAUUGUAGAACAGCCUAUAGUUUCUUCAAAGAGCACAAUGACCUCAGUGUUCAGCAGAAAACACAAUUAUAAGAGUUACAUUACGAAAUGGAAUGGAAUGGAAUCCUAAAAAUGGCCCUGAAAAUCCUGACAUUGAUCAUUUCAUUAUUUUUAAAAAAUUGAUUGCAGUUUUUUUUAACUUUUACAACUUUCCAUGCCUUUAUUCUAAUGUUCUGUUGAGCUGAUAUGUAUUAGAAAAAAAGUUAAAUUUUGUUAAAAAAAAACAACAAAAAACCAAAACACAUUGCUAAAGAGGGCCACACAGUAGCACAGUGGCUAUUACUGUUGCCUUACUGCAAUAAGUUCACCGGCUCAAGCCUUAGCCCUAUAAUCCUUUCUAAUGUUAAUGAAAAUGUUAAUAAUUCAUUUUUAAAUCACUGUUUUAUUGCCAGAUUUCAAAUGGUGCUACACACAGUUAAAUACAUGGAAAAUGACUCACGGCAUAAGCCCCACCUCUCUGCUCCAAUGCUUCAAUGACAAAUGUAGCAUCAAAUGCUAAAAAUGCUGUUCAGAAAUAUGUGAUAAACAUUAUAUUUUAUUUGGAUUUCAUGUUAAAUCCACUUUUUUAAAUUAGCAAAACACUGUAGUUUAAACUUCAAAUUAGUUUUCAAAUAAUUUGGACAAACGUUGUGUUAUACUUUAUAUAUUUUUAUUUUUACCUAUCAAUGCUUUUUAUUUAUACGAGAAGACUUUGAACCUCCAGAUGCUUUGAUUGUACUUAUGAAGAAAUCUCCAAACCAACAUUCUUUUUGUAAUUUGUUUUUUUUUGCUAAAUCUCACAUUAGCAGCUCUUAGAAGCUAUUGCCUGGCCACGUCAUGUUCACAUUGAUUUUCUGUUGUUUAAUUGCAGAUUAAUGUAAUUUUCAACAUCAACAUGAACAGUUAUUAAACUACAUAAAGAUGAACGGUAGUAACAAUUAAAACUCUUCAUACAAUGGAUAAUGUCUUGGUUGGUUGAAUUACAGAUAAUUCAUGUAAAAUCCUGGAAUAUGACUGAAGACCACAUAUUGGCACAACUCGCAAACCAUAACUUUGACUGAUAUCCCACUGUUUAAUACAUUUCUUUUUGUCUUCCAAUUAAUUGCAAACCACAAUAGAAGCUAUAUAUUUUCACAGCUCAGUUAAUUUCCUUCAUCCCUGCUGUUUCUCUGCUGCUGAUGGUGUUAAUGAUGAUGCUUCUGCUACUGUUGUUGAGAUGAAUGUAACAAAUAUGUGUGUGCGAUGCUUUCACAUUAGUGGACGUCACAUGGAACCGAUGUUGUGAGAAAUAUUAAAUGUUUCAUUUGAAAAGUU